AUGUGUCUCCGCGUAGUAGAGAGAUACGCCGUCUGCGGGUGUAUCUACUUCACUCACGGAGUUGAUCGGUGCGGAGCGUACGGCCAGCACCAGGUCCAGGAUCGUGUAGUCCUCGUCGGACACACGUGCCCCCUCCACGCCGCCUCCUACAACCUCCACACCUCCCCCUCCUCCCACCCCUCACCAUCCCACUGUCCCUCAAUGGGGGUGCUCCCGGACUCCUACGGGUCGGGACCGAAGUACUACGACGACUACUACGGCUCGCCCCGCUGA
This is a messenger RNA of Tricharina praecox, 273 nucleotides long. RefSeq lists its product as uncharacterized. The transcript has a single exon. Lineage: Eukaryota; Fungi; Ascomycota; Pezizomycetes; Pezizales; Pyronemataceae. The record is from RefSeq and is a predicted model, not a curated record. The coding region runs from base 1 to 273 and encodes 90 amino acids.